Pecten maximus is the source of this 4749-nucleotide messenger RNA. Its product is annotated as folylpolyglutamate synthase, mitochondrial-like. NCBI's taxonomy places the organism in Eukaryota, Metazoa, Mollusca, Bivalvia, Pectinida, Pectinidae. Gene Ontology annotation, cellular component: cytosol; mitochondrion; cytoplasm. The coding region runs from base 64 to 2010 and encodes 648 amino acids. Gene Ontology annotation, molecular function: tetrahydrofolylpolyglutamate synthase activity; ATP binding. Gene Ontology annotation, biological process: tetrahydrofolylpolyglutamate biosynthetic process. The record is from RefSeq and is a predicted model, not a curated record. The transcript is spliced from 15 exons.
AAACACGUGUGAGCAUGGGUAUGAAGGUGGAAUGAACAUUGUUUUGACAGGAAACGCUUAAAAAUGAAUAACAUGGUGAGAUCGUUCCCGAAACUAGCUGCAAAUGUCUCCAAUGACAUUAGCAAGAAAUACGAGGUAUGGUGGAGAAUCCAGGAGGCAGUAAAGAUGCUCAACACCCUCCAGAGUAAUGCACAGACCAUACAGAAGAUACGUAAAGAACGGGACUCACUGUCCCAUCUGAACAUCCCAAACAUGGUCAAGUACGCAGAGCGAGCAGGGAUUACGCUGGAUGAUAUUGACAGCCUGAAUGUGAUCCAUGUCAGUGGUACGAAGGGCAAGGGAUCAACAUGUGCCUUCACCGAGAGUAUCCUCCGCCAGUAUGGCUACAGCACGGGCUUCUUCAGUUCCCCACACUUGGUAGAAGUCCGGGAGCGAUUUCGGAUCAAUGGCACACCGCUAUCUAGAGAAAAGUUCGCACAUUACUUCUGGGAUGUGUAUCACAAGUUAGAAGCAUCAAAGCAACAGCACAAUGGAGCUAUGCCAGCUUACUUUGCAUUCUGUACCAUCAUGGCCUUCCAUGUGUUUCUACAAGAAAAGAUUGAUGUGGCCAUUGUUGAGGUCGGUAUCGGGGGCCAGUAUGACAGUACAAACCUCAUACAGAAGCCUGUUGUGUGUGGAGUUACCUCCCUUGGACUGGACCACACCUCCAUAUUGGGCAACACCAUUGAACAGAUAGCCUGGCACAAGGCCGGAAUUUUCAAGCCAGGAGUACCAGCCUUCACUGCCCCACAAGUGUCACCGGCUCUACAGGUCAUCAAGGAAAGAGCGGAGGAGAUAGGGAGUCCACUUCACAAGAUAACGACCUUGCAGGAUUUAGACUUGCAGGGCAGAAAACUAGAACUGGGUAUUGAAGGUACCAUGCAGAGGGUGAAUGCAGCCCUGGCAAUGCAGCUUUCUAAAACCUGGCUAGAGGAAAGGGGAGACAAUUCUCGGAAAGAGGACAAGAGAGGUCAGAAUGGAGUCCACUCCUCUACACCUGAGGCAGGAGAUGGCGUCCCAUUUAUACCAAAGGGUGAGAAAUUUGCUGUAACUGAGGAAAUGUGUCAGGGGCUAGCAAUGUGUAGGUGGGCCGGUCGAAACCAAUCCAUAAAGAAACACCGCCUGACCUAUUACUUGGAUGGAGCUCACACCUUGGAGAGUAUUGAGCAAUGUGUGGAAUGGUUCCAGUCUGUGUCAGCACAGGAAGCAGAGACCAUUAGGGGAAAAGUUGUCAAGGUCAUCAUAUUCAACACAACUGGAGACCGAGAUCCGUCUAUCCUGAUUUCUCCACUCACGGAAUGUCAGUUUGACCUGGUUGCUUUCUGUCCAAAUAUUGCCUUUAGUAAUCGUAACACUUUAGGAAAGAAUGGAGAUCUCACCAACAAUACAGUCACCACAGAGAGCCAGCAUUCCAGGUGUCUCCUAAACAAGGAAUGUUGGACCAAAGUUCAUCUGUCCAGGACAGCCUCGGCAGCCUUGUCAGAUGAUGUCACCGACCAUUCUUCUAAACGUGCUUUUCAAAACGGGAACGUCAAUGGACAAACAAACGAGUCCAACAAAAGAUUUAAAAAAGACCAAAGUGAUGUUUUAUCAGGAGCAGUAAAUCAAAAUUCCUCAGGAUUGCCAAAUGGUGUUUCUAGAGAUCAUGAAGAUAGUCUUUCAGAAUCUGUGAUAAAUGGAAAAUCUGACGAAACGUCCAUUCAUAAGUCAUGUGAACAAAGCAACUGUGAUAGUCAAUCCAAGCUUCCUAACGAAGCUGAUGUCCUUUCUGAAGUAUUUCCCUCUAUAUAUGAUGCUGUUAAGUGGGCCACUCAAGGUCGUGAGCCGUUGGUUGAUGAUGACCAUAAACUUGACUUAAACCAGAUCCCUGAAGACCUUCGUGACCCUGCCCAUAUACAGAUCCUGAUCACAGGAAGUCUUCAUCUUGUCGGUGGGGUGCUUAGGGCAGUGAGCCCUGACUACAACUCCUAGUGCCAUGACAGUUCCUAGUCUGUGCAUGAUAGGAAGUUUAAUCCUUGGUUAUUGGGCUGGAGACUUUACUUCAAUGUGGCAAGGAAAUCGUAAAAGGUUGUACAGGAUAUCGGAACAAACUACAACCUCGGUACAUGGCAGAAAAUUGUAAAACCAGAAGGAAGGUUUCUCACAGGAUGACAGAGGGACAUAAUUUCCUGUUUCACUAUUACAGAGUUAUGGCUCUUUAAAAAUUUUGAUACAAAAGGUUGUCUCCGAGUUAAAGUUGUAGGAUUACUCACGAUACACUGCCUUGUGUGUAUUAUGUAACACUAGCAGAUAUACUGAUAACGGCAUGCACAGGUCUUUUGUAUGUUUAUCUUAGAGCAAUGUUCAUUUCAUAAUUCCAAUAUGAAAUUGCAUCCAAAAAAAUGUUUUAGUUGAUGUUUUUAACUCCGGUUUUGUAAAGGACAGUACCGAUACUCCAAGUCCUGCCGAGAUUGGUUCUCCUUUGUAUUAUAUCACAAGGCGACAGAAGAGUUAUGUUAUAGAUAUGGCAAUCAUUGUUUAGUAUUAAAAUGGAAUUAAAGCUUUAAGUUUCUAAAGGGAUAAUAUAUAUCAUGAAAUGAUCUCUGUGUUUAUCAGUGGUUUUCAUGGCUGAUUUUAGGAACCACAAAAUGAAUUGAUAAAAUUUAACUGAAAUACUGUACAGUUGUUGUUAAACGUCAUGAGAGUAAUUAUAUAAUAUUUCAUGGUUAUCCUGGCCAGUCAAAACUAGUUCAAAGAUAUGUUUUUCACACAACACUGCCUUGUAAACAUUUUGCAAUAAACAAUGAAAUUACUUUUGUGUGUAUAUGUUACCCAGCAAAUACUAAUACAUAUAUACUAAUAUGUAUAUAACAUAGUAGCACAAAUGACGAAGGAAAACAACUUUUUGACGCGUGCCCUGACCGGGCAUAUAUAUACUAAUAUGUAUAUAUUAUAUGCUUCAUGGGUAUAUAUAAACAUUUGCUGGGUAUAUAUUUGUGCUGUAAAUGAAAUCCCCUAUAAAUAUACCAACUCUACAGUACUAUUUGUAAACAUGGGGUACACACAAAAGUUUGUAAAUUGAAACUAUCUGAAUAGCUUGAAGCCACAAAAGAAGGUACUCUUCACUUGAAUAUUUUAUGUUAUACAGCAGUAUUGUAUUGAUGGGAGAGGAAUAUAUAAAAGCUCUAAGCUUGUAUGUAUAUCCAGGUAAAUGUAUACAUAUCAUUGUUUGCUUUGUUGAAAGAAAUAUUUUAUGAAUAUUUAAGUUUUUAAUUUUGAGGUACUGACACUUUUAAUCAAUAAAACUGAUUUGUUUGUUAGUUUAAUGAAGUCGUUGAAAUGGUUAAACAGUAUCUCUCUUAAUUAGUAUCAUGUAUCUCCAAACUUUGGGAUGUUAUAUUGAGCCAUGGAAGUCUAGCCACCAUCAUUCCUACCUCAGACCUGGGUCAGUUGUGUGACAGGUUGUUAGAAAAACGGGAGAACAGUCGUCCAAAACACAAGUUUAAGUGGGACUAUAGACAGCCAGAUAGCAGAAAACUGAUGAUGUACAGGAACAACUGGAUUGGUGGGGGAUAUUGAAACUUUAAACCACACUGGAUAGGGACUCAUAGCAACUGAAUGAUGAGAAUGGAAACUGAAAUAGUGGAUGCUGAAUGAUUGGACAAUACAGGCAGUUUAUUUAUGCACACAAACUGGUUCAUCUUUCUCAAGACUCAACAGUUUGGACAUACCAUUUUAUGAAACUGGAUGUAUAAAUAAAGCCUUCGUCAGAAAGUGAAACAUCACUUGGUCCAUCCUUAUUUCAGAAACAAACAACUCUGGUAGAAUUUAUUGAACCAGGGGGGACUUGAUAUGGAGAAACUGGGCUGUUGUUGGAGGGACGAUUUGACAAUAAGGGCUGGAUAUUUAGAUGACUGGGCUGAUGGGAGCCAGACUUAAAAUAUGGGACUCAACUACAUGUAACGACCCUACUUCAAUAGUGUUACCAUACACAAUAGAUUUACUUUGUAGUAUAUAUACAAGUGCCAUUGAUGCCGACAAAAAUGCUUUUUUACAUAUACAUACCAAAGAAUUUAUAUUAUGUUUUAUUUUCAUCUGGUUGCUAUCAGGGAUUUCCUAUGAUCAUCUCGCUAAGAUCCUUAUAACACGACUCUUUGUUAACGUUGAUCACACUGUAUACUUGUGAAAGAUCAUUGUACUUGUAAAAGAUCAUUGUACUUGUAAAAGAUCAUUGUACUUGUAAAAGAUCAUUGUACUUGUAAAAGAUCAUUGUACUUGUAAAGAUCAUUGUACUUGUGAAAGAUCAUUGUACUUGUGAAAAAUCAUUGUACUUGUGAAAGAUCAUUGUACUUGUAAAACAUCAUUGUACUUGUGAAAGAUCAUUGUACUUGUGAAAGAUCAUUGUACUUGUAAAAGAUCAUUGUACUUGUAAAAGAUCAUUGUACUUGUGAAAGAUCAUUGUACUUGUGAAAGAUCAUUGUACUUGUGAAAGAUCAUUGUACUUGUAAAAGAUCAUUGUACUUGUAAAAGAUCAUUGUACUUGUAAAAGAUCAUUGUACUUGUGAAAUAUCAUUGUACUUGUGAAAAAUCAUUGUACUUGUGAAAGAUCAUUGUACUUGUAAAACAUCAUUGUACUUGUGAAAGAUCAUUGUUGUUUCUUAUUUUACCAGCUCCUACGGUGAGUGAUAAGUACGAUUUUACAGAGGUAGUUAUGUGUUAGAUCUCGGCGUU